Messenger RNA from Paramecium pentaurelia, 1070 nucleotides. NCBI's taxonomy places the organism in Eukaryota, Ciliophora, Oligohymenophorea, Peniculida, Parameciidae. The record is from the annotation of a GenBank genome assembly.
AUGUCAUUCAUAAGUGAUUAUUGUAAAUAGAUAAUUAGACCACCAAGAAGAACUUAUUCAAUAUAACUUUUAGGUAUGGAUUUACUAUGAAAGGUCCUAAAACACGUUUUAUAUAAAGUGUUCCAAUAAUUAGAGAAGAUUUUGAAUUUACAUCAAGAUAACUAAAACUUCAAGCUAGUUAUUUUGUAUAAGAAUCUGUUCAUCAUCGUUGUUUAAUAUAUUUACAUUGCAAUGCUAGUUGUAGAUUAGAAGGAUUAUAGUAUGUAGAUAGAUUAUUAGCUACUGGAGUUAAUUUAUGCAUUUUUGAUUUUGCUGGAUGUGGUUUAUCAGAAGGAAAAUAUAUAACUAUGGGAACUUAUGAAAGUGAAGAUGUUAAAGAAUUAAUGAACUAUAUAGAAUGUCGCUUUGGUAAGGUUGAUGAAUUUAUUUUAUGGGGAAGAAGUAUGGGAGCUGUGACUGCACUCAUGUUAUCUCAAGAUCCUAGAAUUACUACUUAUAUUGCUGAUAGUGCAUUUACUUAAUUAAGAACUGUUAUAGAGGAAUUAGGUUAACAAAAAUUUGGAUGCUUUUCAUUUAUGAUCAACGGUUUUAUGCCAUUUCUUAGAAGCAAAAUAAUAAAUGAAGCAUAAUUUGAUAUUGAUUAAGUAUCUCCUCUUAAUUGUAUUGGUAUUUAAAGUAAUACUAAACGAUUUUAUUUUCUUGCUGGAAAAACUGAUUAAUUAGUUCAUCCAAGACAUUCAUAAAUGCUCUAUGAAAAUUGUAAAUCUUAUAAAAGACUUGAAUUAUGUGAUGGAAAUCAUAAUACUACUAGACAAGUAGAAACAUUAGAUAAAAUCUCCAAAUUUAUUAAUCUAUUAUAAUUAGACUUACCAUUAAAUGUUGAAUAUGCUAAUAAAUGUUCAAAGUAUUUCAAGGAAGCCCAGUAAUGUUUAAAUAGCUAUAGAAUGUAAUAAUAAGAAUAAGAAGAGAAUCUAAAAGAAUAUGUUAAAUAAUUGGAAAGAAAAAGUAUUUUAAAGUCAUAUCAAUAAUAAUCAAGGGACCUUUCAGAUUUAGAAAAAUAUUUAGAAUGA